AUGCCUACUACAGUCAGCGAUAUUAGUGCAGAGGCGGAGCGGGUAACCGGCCAAAAGCCGCUCACGACCAAGCUCUCUAACCACCAUAUCGAAGCAGACUCUGUUACAGCGGUUAUAGCUUUCCCAGGGAAGCUCCGCUAUGCGCUUCAGCUCAUCGGCGCCUCCGGCCUUUCUAUGCUUACUCGCCCAAAGCAAUGGCCGCUACAGUGUACCCGCUGCCACAGCUUCCAUGACACGCGGGCCUGCCGCUCUAGCGAACGCUACGUCUCCUACGGAUCGUCCAAGCCGGAAAAUACCUGCCAUGCGCAAUUCAUUAACUGCCACGGACCGCAUGCUGCGGACUACCCAAAAUGCCCCGCUAGGCCCUACACACAGAAAGAGGCUAUCAUCCGCCUCUCGAAAGCCGCCUUAUCUGCCGUUCGUAAGGGCGGUCGGAUCGCCUUCCAGCAACAACAAGCUAGACACACCUCUGACCAACGAGCGACUAACCCGGAUCUUCUCUAUCAACCGUCAAGCCAGCUCUCCCCCCACGCAGAUCUAUGA
This is a messenger RNA of Penicillium manginii, 543 nucleotides long. RefSeq lists its product as uncharacterized. NCBI's taxonomy places the organism in Eukaryota, Fungi, Ascomycota, Eurotiomycetes, Eurotiales, Aspergillaceae. The record is from RefSeq and is a predicted model, not a curated record. The transcript has a single exon. Bases 1 to 543 code for a protein of 180 amino acids.